CGUGAGAACGGAAUCGCGGGUUUGCCUAGAAAUGCUUGCGAGCAGACCGACAGAAAGAUCGAAUCUCAUAGAUGUAACAUAUGCACAGCUGCAUUCGACAUUAUCUGGGCAUAUUGAAGGGAGCACUCCGCAACAGCUUGAAGACCUCAUUACUCCUCGAAUUCCUCAGCUAAAAUCAGCCUUCAAUCCAUUCGGAAGGCCUUCAGAUGAAUCCCGGAGGAGGGUUGAGAGCGGGAGUGUCACUCUCGGUGAUGGGGUGGUUGUACGCGUUGAGAGGCCCGACAAAGAGUUCAUCUUCGCCAUAAGUUCAGCUUUCCAAAUCGACGAAAUUCAAGCUGUGAUAAUCUUCAGAUCAUUCCUGUAUAAUCAAGGACUGCCCAAAAGAGGAGGGAACGAGGAGAACGCGUCUCUUGUUGAGGAGUUCUUGGAAGCCAUAACGCCUUUCUAUUAUUCCGAACGACUUGCCAUCCUACGCGUUUUCAUCCCGUUAUUCAGGGCAAAGGAAAACCCCUCUGAUCCUGUUCAUGAGGCUUCUCUCUCUAUUUUGCCGCGUAUCGUUUCGGAUGGCCACACCUUUACGGACACGCUGCUAAAGGAAUAUGAUGUCAAAUCCAAACAAAAACUGCCCACCACCGUCGCAAAUGAUCCUAGGAUGGCCUCGCGUUGGGCCAAACAGAAUGCAAAGGAACAGUUGGUGAUGUUGGAGGUUCUAUUCUGGACUUUGUGGGGCUCCGUAGCUUGCGAUGGUGCUACUGUUGAAAAAAUCUUCGAAUCUGCGUAUGCCUCGAAUUUGGGAUCAGAGCAGGAGAAUGCAACUCUCCUUCUCGAUGAUGAAGGCGUUAGAUUGAAUGAAGAUAGAGGGUCUCUUUGGAUAAUUAUCACUAUCGAGGUUUUAGAGUUGGAAACCGUUGCCGAACCGACGAUGCUGGAAAUAUCGGAUGCCCCCGCGAACAAGGAUUUCUAUACAUCAUCUCCAAAAUCACUGCAACGAAUACACGACCUUGUUUCCUCCCGAGAGCAGCCCCAAUUUGCUUGCACAUACCUCGCAUGGGCCUUUGUUGUUUCGCGAAUUUCAUCGGCCGCCCUGCAGCUCGGAAAGAUGCCUGACUCGUAUCGCCCUCUUUUGGAGUCCUUCUUGCCACAGCUUGGCGCUUACUCCAAAGACCGAGAGCCUAUUCACGUCUUGAUGUCGCGAAAAUGUUUGGAUCCCAAAGCUGGUCUCUUCCCACUCAUGUCGACGCUGUUGACGGCAUCACCCCUAUUCGUAACUUCUGUUGCAUGGAGGACAGGGACCACUAUAACCGACCCCAAUGCUAUUGCCUUUCGUUCUGUCUUCAAAGGUCUCCUCGUUGCCCUUGUAGAGCUUGUUGCGGUGGAACUUAUUCCCGAUCUCGACUUGUUUGUCGACGUGUGGAUUGCACUCUUUGGAAGAAGCGAAAGCCCCUCUGUUGCCGGCAUUUGUAGCCAAUAUUGGCAGGCGGACUGGCCAUUAGGAAUAGCUCGGCGGGCAAUAUUUGACGUGGCACGAUCCCGGUUUCCUGUACAUUGUCGGCCGUUAAUGUGCCUUUUGCGAUCCAUGACUGCUUCAGGAUUUUCAGACACUGAUCCACUGGCAGUGUCAGAUCAUUCCCAGGCAGCCGAAGGAUUGACUCCUGAACGAGAACUCUGCGCGCGUCAUGUAUUUUACUUCCUCGACAAUCUCCCAAGCUAUUCUCAAGUGAUUCAUGCGAACGCAUGUACCGGAGCGAAUGCCUUGUUCGAGAAACAGAUUGAGCAAUACAGCUCUACCUCUUCUUCCGCCUUAAUAUACACUAAUGUGUAUCCGACAGUACUUCCUGGUGGCAGUACAUUACCAGCACGUUCUAAGGGUCGGUUAAUCAGUGGAGAAUCUGGCGACAGCUUGGUCGUCUCAUGGGCCCACGAUCACUCCGGUUGGAAGAUCCUGUUCGAAAUUCUGACUUGCUAUGUUUCCCAGCAUCGUUCAGGCAACAUUCGAGGGUCGAACAGAAGCUCAUACCCACGCCCCCGUGAUGGAACAGAGAUACGCUUCUCCAUGAAAGACAUAGGGCUCGAAAUGAACGGGAUAAUCACUGAAGCACUUGUCAUAGACAUACUGGACCUCAUCCAGAGCCUUAUUCAGGACAAUUCCACGCUUGGGGAGCAGCUCAUGAAGGCCUUUGAACCCGAUCUCAACAAUUCCUCUGCGCCCGAUUUGGUUCAGCUUACGACCAUGAUAUUAGAGGAAGCUCUUUCCCGUUUGAGCUCCCAGCCCAACGCCACUCUUCCUCAUAAGCUCAUCACUUCUGCAUUGAGUGUUUUGUCGGCCGUAUUAGAAAUACCAGGCUAUUCCCCUCGUGUUUGGAUUUAUAUUCGGUCCGCGUCUAGUUUGUUUGGCUCUGAAAAGAGUCCAGGGUCCACAUCUGCAACGCUUGCCUCCGAACGGGUGACAGGGACCUAUACCAUGACUCUGGCGCUGCUCGAUCUCGUUCGGAAGCUUUGUAAUGAAGCAUCGGUUCACAUUGUUCCAGACGAUCCCCAGCUUCGCAAACUCAAAGAUGAGGUAUUACUGCGGGCAGUCAAGUUUGUGCAUACGGAGAUCUGGGUUGAGCACCUAGGAUGGAAAUACAGUCGAAUCAGUGACCGUUUUGAGCUGGGGCGGCGAAUUUCAUCGCUGUAUCUAAAGGUCUUACGGUUUACUCCACAAGCCGUUGAAGACAGUCCAUUUACUCGGCUUAGUAAAGCCAUUUUGAACCUCCUACUAUACAAGGCUUCGACCUCUGCCGUAGGUCCCUUAAUUUCGGGUAUUGCAUCUGGAACCCAUAUGCUGGGUAUCAUGUAUGGUUCAAGACGGUUCGGCGAUGCCAGAGGACUUGUGCUUCUUUUAGAAUCACACCUACGGCUCAUUCAUCUCAUUCUCCGCCGAAAAUGCAACUCUGAGGUUGCCGCCCACCCAUGCCUCCUCGAACAGGCUCUUUGCGGACAGGUCACUGGUGGCGGGUCCUCUCAUGACCCUUAUCGGACAAAAGUAAACCCUACAGAUGCACUGUGCUCCUACGUGAAACAAAGGGACGCUGGCCAUGUGGUGCCACUGGAGGCCACCAGCGUUUUGACUGCUUUAUGCGUAUCGCUUUCCAUGUCGCGUUCAUUUCCAUCAAGUAUUGCUGGGCACAUGUCCGACGCUGAGGGCGCCGUUAAUUCUUUCGUACGGAUCGUACAGCACCCAUACGAUGAACCUGAGCUUCGCUAUGCGGUUUGGAACUUCAUGUCCGUUGCAAUGGACAAAGAACCUGCGCUCGGCGGACUACUCAUUGCAGGACAAUUUUACUCCUUCCCUGACUCAAAAGGCAAGAGCAAAACUAUAGAGCAACCAGCCUCCAGCGGUAGUCCCGCAAAGGCCAUCGAUGUGGCUCAUGAAACACUUGCCAAUUGGAGACAGUUAUGGGAAACAAAUCCUCAGCUUUUAGCAGCUGUUCUGAAAUUCCUUUUCGUCGUGUGGCAGCAUGGCCUCGAGCAUAAGACUACCCUGGAGAAGAUCCGUAAAGACUCCGAGUUUUGGAAACAGAUUUCAUCAAUAAGCGCUUCGGAGCUGGGUCCAAUUCCGGAUUUCGAGACGGAAACUUACAUCCAAAUGGAUGGCGGGAGGAGAUCAAAUGCCCACGGUGCAGUGGCGGAGCACUGUUAUCGUACGAGUGCGAAAGCAUUCGCCCUGCACAUCAUUGGGCUCGACAUUGGUAUACACCUUCAGUCGCUACCGAAGGACCAGCCUCCCACAAAACCACACAGUUUUCAGGCUGUAGAGUCCCGUUUCAGGUCACAGGAUGAACUGACCGAUCUCUUAUCAGAGGCCACACCAACCUCUUACGUCCCAGGACUUUAUGACGACCUAUCAGAAUUAAUAACUUCUAAGUUCCCGGGUCUCGGAAUCGCCCAACUUGAAUCUCAGCUGCCAAAAGGCGAGCGUGAGUUCGGAGAUGAUUUUUCAUACUCCGCUUCGUUAUUGUGUAGUCGCUUGCAGUCGUAUCGAAGCAAUCAAGAUGUCGUGGGUUUUGUCGAAUCGGCGGAAAGACAGAUUUCCACCAUCAACUUGAAUCUGUCGCUCACCCAUUCUCAGUCCAGUUUGGUUGAGGCAUGGCAGUUCUUAUUGCACCAGGUCAUACCCUACCAAGCCGGCGAUAACUCUCAGAGACGCAUUCUUCUGUCAAUAGCCUCCUCAAUCUCAUUCGAUAUCGUUAGGGAGAAUCGAUUGGGAGACAUGGCGGCAUCAGUACACGAGACGAGACUGUCUCUUCUCCGAUCUGUCCUCGAAUUGGCAUGGUUUUUCGACUCAGAACAGGCAGCAGAAGUUCGCACUUUCAUUGAGCUAGUUGACAAUGUUCGUAACAUCGUGCUCAACGAAUAUCAACCGCCCUCUAAAUCUAUCCAAGGAAUCUGCCCGAUACCAUUUCAUCGUCCACUACUCCAGAUUCUUUACUUUUGUGUCAAAGGAGCAAGGAAAUUGGUUCGUCGCCAAAAGACGAUGGAUGGGGAACAACGACAGAAGGUUUCCCUAUUGACAGAAGCUACCCUCAAUCUCGUCAUCGACGGUCUACGGGUAUCGUUCAUAUCCGCUGCUACCAAGAUGGACGACGCGCUUGAUCAAGAUAUGGAAAUGCUGGUCGCCGUGUUUGAGCAAUCUACUCGAUCUGAUAUUUCACUGUCCCCCAGUCUCUGGCUAUCACGAUGCCAAGAGACCGAUGUUAUCAAAGCGAGUCUGGGAUUGUACACACGCAUCGACCUCGUCGGGUUGCAUAACCCUCAAUCCCUCAGCUUCCAUAAAAGACCACUCUACAGCUGCCAUAUAUUAUCGUUCCACAUGGCUCUGGCAAGCAUCCCGGCGGCGGCGGAACGCUUUGCAAACGAGGGACUCCUUUCAGCAUAUAGCAACAAUUUUUUGAGCACUGCAAUUAGUACAGGGAUGAUUGACGUGGUUUUGCCGGAACUUCCAGGGCAGAGAAGUCCGGCUCACCAAGCGUAUUGCUCAAUGUUGGGGGUCGUGUCUGGAGUGUCUUUGUCGAUGGGGAAACAUAACCAUUACUUCGAUCAGGAGUCGUGUGGCCUUGUCCAACUAUUUGGAGAUCAGAUUUGCAGGGCCCUAUCAUGGAACACCGGAGAGCCAAUUACCUUCCCUCUACUAGAAGAGAUCGAGCAGACAGUUCUCCUCUUUCAUGCUAUCGCUCGGAACACUCCAAGUGUGAAGACUCAUCCAGAGGUCGAAAACAUCAUGAGAGUGUUCAGCCCUCUCGCCCUCCGUCAACUCCAACAAAUCAACUAUGCGAUCUCACAUCCGAAUCAUCUGGCCAGUCUGUUUGAGCCAAUCACCACAGAGGAACGUCUGUUGCAAGAGCAGCCAUCACCCUCUGAAGAUCCUCUCAAACGACCGCUGAUUGUCCAACUUAUGCACUGGUUCUUCAAGUUGUCCUACAACAUUGUUUCAACUUUGGCAUGUAUAAGCAAGGUGGAUGCAAUUCUCAUUGGCGAUCAAGAAAAUUGGCCGUUGAAGGAGGCGUUGGUGAUUCCUCACUCGAAAGUGGUAUUGGGUGAAACCGCUUCGAUAGGAACUCUUCUUGAGCUCGGAAAUGCUUCAUUGGACAUGUUGCGUAACCUCUCGAACCUAUCAGCAGGGCAGAGCAUCAUAUCAGUAAACAAGGCGGGUAUCCAGCUCAAUGUCAAGCAAGGCGUAACGGUCACUCGGAGAAAUCUCGAGGUCGUUUUGACCUACACCGUUACCCAGCUCGCGAUGUGGUUGUCAAAACCAGACGUGGAUGUCACUGCGUCGGACAUGGACACCGACGAGCCAAUUCUAGAUUUACAAAAAGCAGAGGUACCGAAGGACCGUCGCGGACCUCGUACAUCACUUUCCCUGGGAGACAGAAUCCGGAGAGGGAUGACGGGUGAGAUGGCUGCAGAUGUUCAGAGUUUGUUGAACAAAGCCAAACCGGUCGUCGUCAAAAGUGAUACAAUCCUCGGAAGUGGAUGGGUUGACAUUACAUCGAUAUUAUUGACGUUCCUUCAAGAACGGGUUAUCAUUCCAACUUCGUAAUAUCCGCCCCUAUGGUUCUCAUUCCAGGUUUCUGAUUCUCGCUGUUAUGUUACUUUACCAUGUACAUGUUUGUCAAUCGUACUGUUUUCAUAGCCACAAGGCGCAGCGAGACAAGUAUCACAGGCUUAAUCACGACAGAGAAACGUAGACUAAUACUAGCACGGGUCACGAUAGUUAAAUCAACGAAUGGUCUGAAAUCGGGUCACACCGC
Molecule: messenger RNA, 6290 nt
Organism: Marasmius oreades (fairy-ring Marasmius)
Lineage: Eukaryota; Fungi; Basidiomycota; Agaricomycetes; Agaricales; Marasmiaceae
Exons: 5
Coding region: 32-6079 (2015 amino acids)
Biological process (GO): RNA export from nucleus; protein import into nucleus
Cellular component (GO): nuclear pore inner ring
Molecular function (GO): structural constituent of nuclear pore
Source: RefSeq, a predicted model, not a curated record